Tripterygium wilfordii is the source of this 592-nucleotide messenger RNA. Its product is annotated as ethylene-responsive transcription factor ERF096-like. The transcript has a single exon. The coding region runs from base 41 to 406 and encodes 121 amino acids. Gene Ontology annotation, molecular function: DNA binding; DNA-binding transcription factor activity. The record is from RefSeq and is a predicted model, not a curated record. NCBI's taxonomy places the organism in Eukaryota, Viridiplantae, Streptophyta, Magnoliopsida, Celastrales, Celastraceae. Gene Ontology annotation, biological process: regulation of DNA-templated transcription; ethylene-activated signaling pathway.
AAUCUAACAACAAAACCACACAUAUAAUAAAAAUCGAUCCAUGGACAAAGAUGAAGGAGGAGAGGUCAAGUACCGUGGGGUACGGAAGCGGCCGUGGGGGAAGUUCGCGGCAGAGAUACGGGACUCCAAUAGGCAAGGGGCGCGCGUGUGGCUCGGGACUUUUGAUACGGCAGAAGAGGCUGCUAGGGCUUAUGAUAGGUCUGCCUAUGCCAUGAGAGGUCACUUGGCUGUACUCAAUUUCCCUGAGGAGUACCCUUUAGGGACUCGAAGAGGCUCUUCGACUUCUGCAGCCGGUUCUUCUUCAUCAUCUGGACGUGGGAGGGAAGUCAUUGAGUUUGAGUACUUGGAUGAUAAGGUCUUAGAUGAAUUGCUUGAAGAAGAGGAGAAGAAAAGUAAGAGAAACUGAAUUUUCCCCUAAUGUUAUUGUCAUGUUGCGCAGGGGGGGACUCUUGUAACUGCUAAUAAUUGAUCGAGACUUAAUUAGAAGAUCAAAUGCGGUUGUCUGUAUAUGUAAAGCUCUUUGCCUCCAAUUCGAUCCAGAUCGAACUGGGGUAAAGAUUUUAGAUGAAUUGCUUGAAGAGGAAGAGAAAAA